AAUUUCUUCUUGAAUGUCAGUGAUUGUACUAUUCUGAUGUAUUUUAUGUUUGCUGGUCUGUUAGGAACUAGGUAAGGGAAAACAACUGAAUUUGUCGUGAGGGUUCAGAGAAGUGCCACAACAAAAUUAUAAGUUGCACAAAACGGGGAGUAUUGGACAAUAGCAGAUGGGCAAAUUACAUAUUAAAAGUAGGCAGGGGCUAUAAGAUGGAAAACGCAUCUUAGACCAGAGGAAAAGGUGGUGUGUAAUAGUAGUAUCAGUACUACUGGUAGUAAAGUGUCCUACAUUUGUGAAAGCAAACAGGUUGAGGAGAUCAUUGGUAUUAAGGUAAAAAGACAAUUGGUUGCAUAUCUGAUCCCUGGGGAACAUCUUUCAAGAAAGGAGUAAGGUCAAAAUGGAUUCAGAGGACAAUGAGGUGGAAAGCAGCAGUGAUGCAGGCCCGUCUGGUCUGGAGGAGCCCUCAGAAAGUGGUAUGGGCAUGGAGUCAUCGGAAGCCAUGUCUGCCGACAGCAGCGACACUGCUACUGUGCCCACCUUGGCACCCGAGUCAGACUCCCAUGUAGGACAGAGCUCAGAAGGGCUUGUGGAGCUGAUACCUGAGACCAGCUCUAGCACCGAUGUACGGGGCGUGAUUCAUCUUCCAGACUCCUCCUCUGUGGCCCAGUCAACAAGUGUCUCCAGUGUCUCCACGGUGACACAGUCUAUCCUGGUCUCCGAGUCGGCCCAAGUGCUGGUUCACUCCAGCGUGGUGUCAGAUGGGGGGAUGAUCGUGUCAGACUCCACUGCCUCCACUUCUUCAGACCUUGGAUCAGCUAUUGACAAGAUAAUUGAGUCUACCAUAGGACCUGACAUAAUAAACGGUUGUAUUGCAGUGACGAGUGCAGAGGAUGGAGACGCUGAGACUACUCAGUAUCUUAUUCUGCAAGGUCCCGAUGAUGGUGCCCCCAUGGUGUCUGAAAUGUCUUCUACUGCUCUGUCUAAUCGCAUUACCAUUGAUGCCCUUGCGGAAGGACCGACAUCCACUUGCCUGGAGCAGUCCGACAUUGUGGAAGACAGGAGGAGCAUGCUGCCUGACCACGAAGCCAUGGACCCAGAUCAGCCUGAGCAGCCGGGCCACUCUGGCUACACCGAGCAGGAAGACAGCAUGGGUGUGUGCCACUUGCGCCGGCCCCAGCGUUCUCGAGGCUUGGACUGCACUGAGGGGGGGCCUGAUCAGACGCGCCAUUCCCACUACGUUGACUGUGGUGUGGAUGGGCCGGACAAUUCAGAGCUUCACUCGAGGGGCCCUAGGCCCUCACCUCAUUCCAGACUGCACCAAUCCCGCUAUCUAGAGAGUGAGCCUGAUGGAGCUGGUCACCCACAGCACUCGCAAUACAUCGACUGCAGCUCAGAUAGCUCGAGCCGGCCACAGGAGUACCUGGAGUGCGUGACUGGUGGACCCGACCAGACCCAGCACUCGCAGUAUAUGGAGUGCUGCAUGGAUGACCCAGACCAGACGCAGAACUCUCAGGACCAGCCACAACAUUCCUGCUACAUUGAGUGCAGCAUGUCCCAGGGCUCCAUCUAUGUGGAGGAGAGCUCGUUGGAUUGCCCUGACCAGCCCCAGCACUCCAGCUAUAUGGAGGGUAGCAGUGUCAACGUGGAUGAUAGCACACCCUCUCACAACCCAGAUCAGCCACAAGAUUACCACUGUGUGGGUAGUGGUGAGGACCAGCCCAGUCAAUUCAUUGGUAGCACGGGCCGGUACUCAUCACAUCCUAAUGAGGUCGUUUCACAGGGAGAUGGUGAGCUCCCAGAGAGACCAAGCCACUCGGCGGCCCAUGGCGCUGGGGUCGCCGGACCUGAAACGGGCACUGGGCUCAGGGAUCAGCCUCCAGACCUGGCGGAGCUGGAGGAGAUGAUGGAGGUUGUGGUUGUGCAGCAAUUCAAAUGCAAGAUGUGUCCAUACAAGAGCAUAUCCAAAGACACCCUCAUCAACCACAUGAGAGACAAGCACUUCAAGCAUGCAGGUGGCCCGCCACCCAAGAAGAGGGGUCGAGGACGGCCACGCCGCAGUGAUUCGGCCGCUGCUCAGAAAAACGAGGCGAAGACCGAGGAGCAGCCGGAGGAAGAAGACGAUGACAUCGUUGAUGCUGGCGCCAUUGACGAUGCAGCAGACGACAGCGACUAUAAUCCAGCUGAUGAGGACUGCAGGGGGCGCCAACCGGCGCUACUCCGAAGUGUUCCGUCUUCUUCUUGCCUUUCCCACGAGCGGCCACGGCGUCGGGUGGUGCGACCCAGGAAGUUUCCGUUCUACAUGAGCAAUUCCCAUAGCCAAGAAGCAGCAGCAGAUACCCCAGUAGUGCCCGAGCAAAAUAAGAAUUUAGAUCCCCAGGCCCCUGAGGAGGCCAGUUCCUCUGGGCUGGACAGUGGACCCGUCUCCUCGGCCAAUGGACACGGAGCUGAACCUGGCAUCAGCCAAUCUGAUUCCGAGAACAAAGAUCCAUCCUCAAAUACAGGACCAGAAGAGGUUGAAUAUUACCCCAGAAAGCGGGGCCGACCCUCCAAGCGAUUUCUUCGUAAGAAGUAUAAGAAGUAUCUGAACCGCAAUAGGUACUACAAAUCCCUGAAGCCCUUGCUGAGGCCCCAUAAUUGCCGGAUAUGUGGCUCUCGGUUUCUGUCUCAGGAAGACCUUCGCUUUCACAUAGACUCCCAUGACGGCAAUGACCCAGAGAGGUUCAAGUGCCUGCAAUGCAGCUACAGAUGCAAACGCUGGUCUUCGUUGAAGGAACACAUGUUCAACCAUGAGGGAACAAAGCCAUACAAGUGUGACGAGUGUGACUACACUAGCGUGUACAAGAAGGAUGUCAUUCGUCACUCUGCCGUCCACAGCAAAGACAAGAAAAAGAAAUCUGACCAAGCUUGUUUCGGUGUUCUGCAGGCCCCGAAGGUCACGCAGUACCCCUGCCCGGUGUGCAGCAGGGUGUACCCCAUGCAGAAGCGCCUCACCCAGCACAUGAAGACGCACAGCUCAGAGAAACCACACAUGUGCGACAAGUGUGGAAAGUCCUUCAAGAAACGGUACACUUUCAAAAUGCAUCUUCUCACACACAUCCAGAGCUACGGCACCAGCAGGUUCAAGUGCGAGUUCUGCGAGUACACAUGCGACAACAAGAAGCUGCUGUUGAACCAUCAGCUGUCACAUACAAGUGACAAGCCGUUUAAGUGUGACUACUGCAAGUACUCCACCACCAAGGAGGACUUCCUGGUUUCCCACAUGGCCAUCAAGCACACUGGUGAGAAGCCAUUCUCCUGCGACUUCUGCCACUUCAUGACCAAGCACAAAAAGAACCUGCGGCUGCACAUCCAGUGUCGCCACCUAGAGGCCUUCGACGACUGGUGCCUGACGCACCCUGAGGAGCCCCCCCGCCGGCGCCGGCCCUUCUUCACGCUGCAGCAGAUCGAGGAGCUCAAGCAGCAGCAUGACCACACGCAGGCUGUGCAGGACGCCAUCCGCGGGCCCAUUGUGUCCGUGGACCCCAUCGAGUUCCAAGCACUUCAGACCAUGGAGAAUGCGUCCGUCUCCCAAGAUUCCCUGGGAAAUACCACCAUAAUCUACGAACAUGGAGACUCCUCAGACCUCUCUGCGCAGAACGCGCUGGACCUGCUGCUGAACAUGAGCAACCCACGCGAUCUGGCAGGGGGUUCGCUGCAGGUGGCGGUGCUGAAGUCAGAGGUCGACGGCUCUGCGGAGGAGGAGGCUGACUCGCCGGGGCAGGCCCAGAAGGUCGUGACCUUCCACGUGGCAGAGCAUGGCGGCGCCUUGGAGGCCGCGGCCGUGGACGAGGCCGGGGAGAUCGAGCAGAUCUCCAUCAACGCCUACCAGGGUGCCGAUUUUGAGCAGGUUGGGGAGGAAAUCCAGAGCAGCGCCACCAUUUACAGCGCGGAGGGGAGCCCUGGGUCGCACCCCAUUGUCCUGAGCAGCGGCUCCCUCUCCGGCACUAUCAAAGAGCACAAGGGCAAGUACUACCUGACGACCGGGAUCGGAGGGAGCAGCGUGCAGCAGGUGGAGCUGAGCACUGAAGACCCCGGCUCCCCCUCCCCGGGCGGCUCACCUCAGCAGCAGGUCAACUCCAAGCGCUUCUCCUGCCGAAUCUGUAUGGAGUCUUUCCACGGACGCUCUGACAUGGAGAGCCACAAGAGGGCGCACGUGGACCCCAGCACUUUCAAGUGCCCCGACUGCAACUUCACGGCAUCCUCAUGGCCGGAAGUAAAAGACCCCCAGACGCACAUGGGCAUGCAUGCCUACCUGCGGCCGCACAAGUGUGAACACUGCAGUUUCGCCUCCAAGAACAAGAAGGACCUGCGGCGUCACACGAUGACUCACACCAAUGAGAAGCCCUUCGCCUGCGAGGUCUGCGGGCAGAGGUUCAACCGUAACGGACACCUGAAGUUCCACAUGGAGAGGCUGCAUAGCCUGGACCCGCCCCCACGCAAAGUGCGACCAAGCUCAUCUCAGCAGGCCAUCAUGGUGAACAGUGACGAGGAGGCGCUGGCCACACUGCAGACAGCUCUGCAGGCCGGGCAAACGGUCCUCACCCCCGAGCGGCUUCAGCAGGCCCUGGCCCAAGAGCAUAUCAUUGUAGCCCAAGAACAGAGCCUCUCGGACCAGGAGGAAGCUACGUACAUCCAGCAGAUCACCACGGUGGAUGGGCAGACUGUACAGCACCUGGUCACGGCUGAGAACCAGGUCACUGAGGUUCAAUACAUAAUCUCCCAAGAUGGAGUCCAGCAUCUAAUCCCACAAGAAUAUGUGGUCGUUUCUGAAGGCAACCACAUCCAGAUGCAGGAUGGACAGAUAGCUCACAUCCAGUAUGACCAAGGAGGAACUUUCCUUCAGGAGCAGCAGAUCGCCCUGAGUCAUGACGGUCAUAUCCAGUACGUACCUAUCAGCUCGGAGCAGCAGAUUGUCAGCCAAGAGGAUUUAGAAGCUGCUGCCCACUCUGCUGUGACUGCCGUGGCGGAUGCAGCCAUGGCACAGGCGCAGACGGUGUAUGCAACGGAGGCCACACCGGAGCAGCUGGAGCAGAUGCAGCAGCAGGGCAUCCAGUACGACGUCAUCACAUUCACGGAAGAAUAGUGGCCAGCUAAGAGACCUUCCUCACUUGUGUCGGGAAUCAGUCUAAUAGGUCAUGGGUCAGGUUUAAAAUCUGAGUUUUAAUAAUUCUUAACAGUGUUCAUUUCGAAAUGUUAGCUUGGUGAAACGGUAACAAUAGCAACUUUUCGUUUGUUUCGCUGGAGCAUAGUAUACCACAAAGACUGGAUGCUAAUUCAGCAAGUUCCUUUGGGAUUUUUAUUUAUGGCAUUUUUUUUGUAUAAUAUAUAUAAAGAUUGAAUGUAAAUACUAUAGCCUGUUUGCAGCAAAAGGAUUUAGUAUGGUUUCUGAGGAAUCAUAGUGUAACAGAAUGAUGGUCAGUUGGAACUUGUAAGGGGUUCAGGUUUAUGACUAUUCUUUAAUUUUUGUGAUUACUAUUCGAUUGUUUCACAGUGUUAUGAGAAUCCUGGCAUGUACAGAAACAAUGGACUUGAAUAAACCAGUAUAAUUUUCUUGGCUCUGAGCACACAAUACGUAAGAUCUUGUUUUUUUUUUAUUUCCUUUGUCUUUGGGUUGCAAUGUUGUAAAUUCGAUUCUCUUUCAGAAACUCCAGCAUUGUUGUAAAACACUUCGGACUACUGAUAGGAUACAGGAUGUAAAAUUUUACUUUGUAUAGUAUCGCUAUUUUGUUCUUUUGUGAAUUGCUACAUUGCAGUUGUACAGAGAAAAAUAUGAAUAUAGAAUACUAAAAGCUUA
Molecule: messenger RNA, 5830 nt
Organism: Paramormyrops kingsleyae
Lineage: Eukaryota; Metazoa; Chordata; Actinopteri; Osteoglossiformes; Mormyridae
Source: RefSeq, a predicted model, not a curated record